CUUUGCAUUGUUUUCAAUGUGUUUGCUUUAAUACAUUAAAGAGUAUUCUGUGUAUUAGAUAUAGAGUGCACAUACCACCAAAACACAGUAAUAGGCUACCGUAGACUGUAUUAGCACUCAAGCUGAGUACUCUUCGUUCAUACAUGUCAUAGUCAAUACUAUGGGUAGUUGCGCGCUGAAUAUUGUUCAGCUGAACACAGCCAUCAAGCCUAGCCAUCGUAUCUCUAUACGAUACCCUAUCCGAUACCGAAGAUGGCUAGUAUGACGGGCGAAUAGCCAAGGCUUAUUUGAUGAGUGAGACAGAGCUUCAUGAGGAGAUGCAAAAGAAUCAUCGUAUGUGCGACACUCACAUUUCUAUAGGGGGUUUGACACAACAGGGAAAGGACUGACACUGGGUACGAAAGAUGCUGAAGUUAUGACGUAUGCUGAACAUAAACGUAAAUUAGCAGAGACCAAGCUACAAGAACAGAUCAGAUCAGAAGCGAAUCUCGUGGAGAAACUUGCAAGUCUGGAUAUACUUCGAGAUAAUGAUCAGACAACUACGCAUGUGACUACGCGAACACAGAUAUCCUCCAUCGUAAAGGAACGUAAAAACUUUACGCCACCAAACAAAACAAAAACUCAUAUAGCUAUAAAGCAAAAAUUCGAAAAGGAUCUUGCUGAAGAAGAGGCAGCUGCUGCAAGGGCGGUGAUCGAGCUUUGCGAAACGAAGAUAACGAUAUCUCGUUUGACUGAUACAAUCGAUGAACCAACGAAAAGAAAAAAUAGACAUACAGAUAAUAAAUAAACAGCACUACACGAACCCAUAUGGGUACGAUUGUAGACCGGGUUUCGCUCA
Molecule: messenger RNA, 838 nt
Organism: Sphaeroforma arctica JP610
Lineage: Eukaryota; Ichthyosporea; Ichthyophonida
Exons: 1
Coding region: 416-787 (123 amino acids)
Source: RefSeq, a predicted model, not a curated record